UACGCGCGAUCAAAAGGAAGGCGAGUCUAUCGAACAAUAUUCGUUCGAAUUAAAAAAGUUGGCAAGUUCUUGUGAGUUUCAAGACUUAAUGGAAACUUAAAUUCGGGACAGACUUAUUUGUGGAAUAAAGGAUCACGCUAUUCGGGAAAGACUGUUACGGGAACCGGAUUUAACAUUGAAGAAAUCAUUAGAUAUUUGUAAUGUGGCGCAAAUUUCGAAGGUGCAAGCCGGAGCUAUAAAAAAAGAAUCUGUGGAGCAUCAUGCCUAUGCCAUACAACGUAAUUAUUCUUGGAACCACGAAGUGCAAGGAACCCCUAGUGAGGGUGGUAUCGAUACGAGUGAUGUGAAUCGGGUGAUGUGGGUAGCUCGGCGAGGAGCGUCUGCGCAUCGAGGAACAGCGCGCGGGUGGCCCCGCGGUCGUAGCCAGCUGUCGCGGGCUCGCGCGCCGUCUGCUCGUCCUCCACUUGUGUCCGCGCCAGGGCAGCGAUGGCAGCCAUCGGUGCAACGAAAUCAGCUGACGCACAAACACGGUCGUGGUGGUGCUAGUGAGAAUAGUGUGUGGUGUUCAAUGUGUGGUUAUGAACAUGGGAGCUCAAGAUGCCCUGCUGCAGGAAAGAGGUGUUUGAACUGUAACCGGCUUGACCACUUUUCCCGAAUGUGUACAGUUUACGAGAUUUGUGCGGACGAGUCAAAUGAUCAGGACGGUCAUACCACCUGAUCGAUGGGGCUACUAGCUAAACAUGCAGAGUGACGACUCGUCAACUAUUGGAAAUAAAAGAAAAUAUUAAAAUGUAAUUACAUGUAUACCUAGUUAUAUAUAAAUUUAGGUUUCCUUACGUAGGUGAUUCUCAGUUCAGUUCAGUGCAAUGGCCUGUAUUAAUAGUCUUUAUACGAGACUUAUUUACCUUAUAAAAUAAAAACUAUGUAAUCAAUUAUUAUAAUAAAAUGUCAUUCGCAUGCAAUAUUAUUGAAAUGCCCAUUGCUCUGAAUGCCUUUUUUUUAUUAGUUGUAUUUGAUAUUAUAUGUCUGUAAUGCAUGUUUAUUUUUGUAAAUAAUACCUAUAUUGUAGGUAUAAAAGCGAAUAUAAAAAAAUAAAAUAAAAUAUUAUAUACAUCUAUAAAAUUUAAAAUGUGUCAAAUAAAAUUAAAAAAAAAAAGUAUUUUUACGGUCUGUAUUACUUACUUACUUUCUUUUUUUUUCUUUUCUUUUUCUUUUCAACUUUCAGAUAAAGUGAAAGUACUAUUCAAGUAGGUAAUUAUAUGUAAGUAUAGAAAUUAUGU
Messenger RNA from Leguminivora glycinivorella, 1280 nucleotides. RefSeq lists its product as uncharacterized. The record is from RefSeq and is a predicted model, not a curated record. The transcript has 2 exons. NCBI's taxonomy places the organism in Eukaryota, Metazoa, Arthropoda, Insecta, Lepidoptera, Tortricidae. The coding region runs from base 356 to 718 and encodes 120 amino acids.